UUUGUUUGUGCAUGAAACUCACAUGGGUGUUUGAACUUUCAUUGGUUUUUAAGUUAAUUCUUGACUCUCCUGUGUCUGAAACAAUCCGUUUGAACGAGUCCACAUAAAAAAUGUCGUCCAGCGAAAAGAUUGUAUGCGUGCCAGGCCAAGUUCUGUGCGCUUCCUCAAAUGACCAUGUUGCCGGACAAGGCACAUAUGAACGCAUGGGCUACAUUUACGCUUCUCUGGCUGGUGUUGUGAAAGUGGAGAAAAAGUUGGAGGUCAAUGUGGUCCAAGUGCAGAGUUUGAAAGAACAGAGUAUGGUUCCGUCGCCUGGUGACAUCGUCACAGCUCGAGUGUUGAUCGUGAAGUCUCGACAGUGCAUGUGCGAAAUCAAGUGCAUUGGCGACGUGACUCUGUCUAGGCCGUUCAGGGCUGUCCUCAGGCAGGAGGACGUUCGGGCGACGGAAAAGGAUCGAGUCAAAAUGUAUGAGUCCUUUGCUCCUGGGGAUAUCAUCCUUGCUCGAGUUCUCCCAAUCAUGGAUGUGCACACGUAUCAGUUGUCCACGGCUGAAAAUGAAUUAGGAGUUGUCAUUUCGCACAGUGAGGCUGGUGUGCCCAUGGUUCCAAUUAGCUGGACUGAAAUGCAGUGUCCGGUGAAUUUCACCAAAAAGUUGAGGAAAGUUGCUAAAGUGAUUCCUGAGAAUAUUGACAUAGACAUGGAGACAAGCAGCGAUACAAACAGGCCCAGCAAAUCAUGAGUGUGCGUAUCUCAGCAUGUGACGGGCCUCUGAAAAGCAGACGUUGCACCUGGUCACUGACCAAAUCCUCAUUUUUAUAAUAUUCAUCAUAGGGUAUUAUUAUAACUUUCAUGAAAAUUAAUAAAUAAAAUGAUAAUUUUGUAUAAAAAUACUUAGCCAAAGUUUUUUCAUGGUUAUUUAAAAUUAUUAAUUUUGU
Neocloeon triangulifer is the source of this 936-nucleotide messenger RNA. It is a transcript of the gene Csl4, whose product is annotated as exosome complex component CSL4. Gene Ontology annotation, biological process: RNA processing. The record is from RefSeq and is a predicted model, not a curated record. Gene Ontology annotation, molecular function: RNA binding. Lineage: Eukaryota; Metazoa; Arthropoda; Insecta; Ephemeroptera; Baetidae. The transcript is spliced from 6 exons. Gene Ontology annotation, cellular component: nuclear exosome (RNase complex); cytoplasm. Bases 111 to 740 code for a protein of 209 amino acids.